AGCGUACUAAUCACUUUAUUCGAAUAGCACGACCACAGUAUUAUUUCGUGUCUCGAUACAAUUAAUUGUGAAGAAACUGCCAUUAUAAUAUUAUGUAGAUGCAGCCGAACUCAACAGAUUAACAAAACUAUUCAACGGCAACGUCUUGCAUAGGAUUAAAAAUAAUAUAUAGAUGUAUAAUAUUAAAUACUUUCCACGAUUCUUGUAUACGGUAUUACUACCGCAAUAAGUCAAUUGGUAAAAAGGCCAACGAUUUUUCGGACGAAUUACGACGGUCAUCUAUAAGUCUUCGUCCAAAAUAAACGAUUCUCGCAUAUACACAGACAACAAGAGAUUUAUAACCAUCACUAUGAUAUUUAAUUCACGAAACGUAUCCCAGAGAUGGGUGAUGGCCGUGAUGGGGAUGCUGGGCGUGACGAUGGCGUACGUGAUGCGGGCGUGCCUGGGCAUCACGCUCACGCAAAUGGUGGUGUCCGUGCAGGUGCAGGGGCGGCGGAGCGACCCUCUGACGGCCGUGCAACACGACUACUGCCCGUUGCCGGGGACGACGGCGCAGGGGCGACUGCUGCAUUCGUCGGCGUCCAACCAGACGUCAGUGGCGGCCACGACGACGGAACAGGGGCACGUGCACGGCGACCGCCGGAGGUUCGACUGGGACGAGGAGACACAGGGGGAGGUGCUGUCGGCAUUCUACUACGGUUACAUACUCACGCAUGUGCCCGGCGGUGUGCUGUCCCAGAAGUACGGAGGAAAGCACACCAUGGGCAUCGGCAUACUAUGCACGGCCAUAUUCACGCUGAUGACACCGUGUGUGGCACACAUCGGGUCCAGGCCGCUGGCUAUCCUGCGAUUCGUCGAAGGACUUGGUGAAGGCAUGACGUUUCCGGCGCUUUGCACACUCCUGGCGCAGUGGGCGCCCCCUGAAGAAAAAGGAAAGUUUGCCACGCUGGUAUUUGCAGGUGCACAAAUCGGUAAUAUUUUGUCCAAUUUGUUGAGCGGGUUCAUCAUGCGGUACAUACCCGGUGGUUGGCCGAACGUCUUUUACUUUUUUGGCAUUGUUUCAAUCAUUUGGUUUAUAAUCUGGUGCAUGUUCGUAUACAACGAUCCAAAUUCUCACCCAUUCAUCUCGGACGAAGAGCGGGACUACUUAAAAAGAUCCAUCGGAAGACUAGAAAGGAAGAAGGAUCUGACGCCUACACCGUGGAAAUCCAUACUAACCUCUGGGCCAGUAUGGGCGCUGGUCAUUGGUGGAGCAGGACACGACUGGGGCGCUUUUACUUUAAUCAGCGAUCUUCCCAAGUACAUGAGUGAUGUCUUGCACUUUUCCGUGACUGAAAACGGUUUGUUAUCGUCAAUACCGUUUUUCGCUCAAUGGGUUACAUCGGUUGCUGCCAGUAUACUAGCAGAUCGCCUAAUAAGUAAAGGAUCAAUGAAAGUCACCCAAGUCAGAAAAAUGUAUGCCUUUAUAGGAAAUCUUGGUCCCGCUCUGGGAGUAAUGUGUGCUUCGUUCGUUGGAUGUAAUAAAAUUAUUGCAACAUUGUGUUUUACCUUCGGCGUGGCCCUCAUGGGAUUCUGUUAUCCUAGCUUACGUAUUAAUUCACUUGACUUGUCACCCAAUUAUUCACCUACUCUGAUGGGAUUGGUAAAUGGCAUUGGAUGUUUGUCAGGAAUGGCCACUCCAUACAUCGUAGGAAUCCUCACACCAAAUAGAACCGUUUUAGAGUGGCGUUUGGUAUUUUGGAUCAUGGUGAUAAUCAUGAUGUCAACUUCUUUAAUAUUUCUUUUUUUGGGAUCUGGUGAAGUACAGCCAUGGGAUGACAUAAAACAGUACCGUCUAAGUGAAAAUGAAAAAGAUAAUAAACAUGAUGAAUCAAAUGUAAUACAAUUGAAAUCAAUAGAAGAUGAGAAAACAUCAAAAUAGUUUUAAUCAUAAUCUAUAACUAUAAAAAUUACAAAUUUGUCAAAACCAUCCUUUACAUUGUAAAUAUAAAUACAAUUUAGGUACCUAUUAAUUUAGUUAUCAAACACUUGUUUUAUUAACUAUUUUAAAAAUGUACUGUUAUCUGUGGAAAUAAUAGAAUAAAUUGUAUUAGUAUACUA
This is a messenger RNA of Metopolophium dirhodum (rose-grain aphid), 2100 nucleotides long. Its product is annotated as sialin-like. The coding region runs from base 350 to 1921 and encodes 523 amino acids. The transcript is spliced from 8 exons. Gene Ontology annotation, biological process: monoatomic anion transport; transmembrane transport. The record is from RefSeq and is a predicted model, not a curated record. NCBI's taxonomy places the organism in Eukaryota, Metazoa, Arthropoda, Insecta, Hemiptera, Aphididae. Gene Ontology annotation, molecular function: transmembrane transporter activity. Gene Ontology annotation, cellular component: membrane.